CUCCCACCGCCCUCAGCCUUCAAGCCCAAGCCAAGGGAGGUGCCCUCUGAGCUAGCUAAGGAAAGGAGGCGGGGAUUGGAGCGUGUGAAGAGGAGAGGGAGGGACGGGUUCUCCUCGCCACUCACCGCUGGUGGCCGCAGGCGCCCUGCGCUGCCACCGUCUCCGGGCGGAGCUGCACCCGGAGCCGCGACUGUAUUGAGAACGUGUGAAUGUCCGCGUGGACCAGGGCCGCGCGGGUCCCGCGCCUCCUACGGCUGCCUCCCGCGUGCUGCUGUGUAUGUUCGCUUCUUGUCACUGUGCUCCGAGAGGCAGAAGGACUAUGAAGAUGAUUCACUUUCGGAGCUCCAGUAUCAAAUCGCUCAACCAGGAGAUGAAAUGCACCAUUCGACUGCUGGACGACUCGGAGGUCUCCUGCCAUAUCCAGAGGGAAACGAAAGGGCAGUUUCUUAUUGAAUACAUCUGCAACUACUAUAGCUUGCUGGAAAAGGACUACUUUGGAAUUCGCUAUGUGGACCCAGAGAAGCAAAGGCACUGGCUUGAGCCUAACAAGUCCAUCUUCAAGCAAAUGAAAUCUCAUCCACCAUACACCAUGUGCUUUAGAGUGAAAUUCUACCCACAUGAACCCUUGAAGAUUAAAGAAGAGCUCACAAGGUACCUACUAUAUUUGCAAAUUAAAAGAGACAUUUUUCAUGGUCGACUGCUGUGUUCCUUUUCUGAUGCUGCCUAUCUGGGUGCUUGUAUCGUUCAAGCUGAGUUUGGUGAUUACUAUCCUGAUGAGCAUCCUGAGAAUUAUAUCAGUGAGUUUGAGAUUUUUCCCAAGCAGUCACAGAAAUUGGAAAGAAAAAUCAUGGAAAUUCAUAACAACGAACUAAGAGGUCAGAGCCCAGCAAUUGCUGAAUUCAACUUACUCUUAAAAGCUCAUACAUUGGAAACUUAUGGAGUGGAUCCUCACCCAUGCAAGGAUUCAAGAGGUGCUACAGCAUUUUUAGGAUUCACUGCUGCAGGUUUCGUCGUAUUCCAGGGAAAUAAAAGAAUCCAUUUGAGAAAAUGGUCAGAUGUCUGCAAAUUGAAGUUUGAAGGGAAGACAUUUUACGUGAUUGGUUCCCAGAAAGAGAAAAAUGCUGUUUUGGCAUUCCAUACUUCAACACCAGCUGCCUGCAAACAUUUAUGGAAAUGUGGGGUAGAAAACCAAGCCUUUUAUAAGUAUGCAAAGUCCAGUCAGAUCAAGACUGUGUCAAGCAGCAAGAUAUUUUUUAAAGGAAGUAGAUUUCGAUACAGUGGUAAAGUUGCUAAAGAGGUGGUAGAGGCAAGCUCCAAAAUCCAGAGGGAUCCUCCUGAGGUGCAUAGAGUCAACAUUACUCAGAGUCGCAGCUUUCACUCCUUGAACAAACAGCUCAUCAUCAACAUGGAACCUUUGCAGCCCCUGCUUCCUUCCCCCACUGAACAGGAAGAAGAAGUUCCUGUGGGUGAGGGUGCCCCACUGCCUAAAAUGGAUGUGUCUGAGCCCCUAAUUGCCAGCUCACCAGUGAAGGGAGCACAGUGUGCAGAUCCUCCAGAUGAAGAGGAAGAUAGAGUAAAAGAAGACCCCUUGACCAUCUCUGAACUAGCGUACAAUCCCAUCGCCAGCCUGCUUCCUACCCCAGUGGAUGAUGAUGAAAUCAACAUGCUCUUUGACUGUCCAUCCAGGCUCGAGUUAGAAAGAGAAGACACGGAUUCAUUUGAGGAACUUGAAGCAGAUGAAAAUGCUUUUUUAAUUGCUGAAGAGGAGGAGUUGAAGGAAGCUCGCCAAGCUUUGUCAUGGAGCUAUUCAAUCCUGACCGGCCAUAUCUGGGUUAACCCCCUGGUCAAGAGUUUCUCCAGGCUCCUUGUGGUGGGCCUGGGACUGCUGCUGUUUGUAUUUCCCCUGCUCCUCCUCCUUUUGGAGUCAGGUAUUGAUCUCUCCUUCUUAUGCGAAAUCCGUCAGACACCAGAGUUUGAGCAGUUUCACUAUGAAUACUAUUGUCCCCUGAAGGAGUGGGUGGCUGGGAAGGUCAACAUCGUCCUCUACAUGCUGGGUUGUUCAUAAAAUACAUAUCUGAUAAGACGAAGGGCUAUCUUCAAUACUAGUAGUAGCAUUUUCAGUAGAUGCUAGGUUGUUAUUGGCCUUCAGUUGUCAAGAGGUAGUCUUAACUCUUGACUCUUAACUCUCUUAACUGACUGCUCAAACCUUGAAAUCAGUUUUCUGUACUUCAUUGAAUUUAAGUCGAUUUAAAUCAAAUACAAUACUUUGAGUUAUUCUUCAAAAAUGCAGUCAUGAAGAA
Mus caroli (Ryukyu mouse) is the source of this 2300-nucleotide messenger RNA. It is a transcript of the gene Frmd3, whose product is annotated as FERM domain containing 3. The record is from RefSeq and is a predicted model, not a curated record. Gene Ontology annotation, cellular component: cytoskeleton. NCBI's taxonomy places the organism in Eukaryota, Metazoa, Chordata, Mammalia, Rodentia, Muridae. Gene Ontology annotation, molecular function: cytoskeletal protein binding. Gene Ontology annotation, biological process: actomyosin structure organization.